Messenger RNA from Ooceraea biroi (clonal raider ant), 5213 nucleotides. RefSeq names its product Fanconi anemia complementation group D2 (gene Fancd2). The record is from RefSeq and is a predicted model, not a curated record. Gene Ontology annotation, biological process: mitotic intra-S DNA damage checkpoint signaling; homologous chromosome pairing at meiosis; double-strand break repair involved in meiotic recombination. Gene Ontology annotation, cellular component: nucleus; condensed chromosome. Lineage: Eukaryota; Metazoa; Arthropoda; Insecta; Hymenoptera; Formicidae. Gene Ontology annotation, molecular function: DNA polymerase binding.
GUUAUAUUUGCUUCUUCGCUAUUGGCAAUACUUUAAACUGACGUGUACAUACUGCAUUUCUGUUGAAUAAAAAAUUGUUCGUUUGGCGCCAUUUGCGCCUCUGUUAUUUCAUGCAAUUCAAAUAAGAGGUUUCGUGAAGUUUCUUGGAAAGUGUUAAUGUGUUGCAAGCAUCAAUUUCACAUGAUUAAUUGAUAUAACUGAUUAAUUCAGAAUAAUUAUUAAGAGUAACAAAUGAGACGACAGUAAAUAAAUUCGAGCAGAAAGUGAAUCAUUGACAUUUAAUAUCUUGAUAAGAAUACGACGUAAUACAGUAAGAUAUAAUUUUAAAAACUUAUGUUCUUCAUCUCAUCUAAAUCAUUAUAUUCACUUCGAUCGGUCUUAAAAAGAAUUAGUAACAAAGAACACCAGUUUCCACCAUGGAUAGGAGAAAAUUGAAGCUCAAGGGCAGCUUGCACAGAAAUCUGCAGUCAGAUAGUCAAUCUUCAGAAAGGGCAGAUUCCAUCAUCAGCAGUAAGCAAGCAAGUCUUUGCACAACAAAAGAAAGGAGUGAUUCAUUUAUUGAUAGAAGAUUGUCAGGCGUCGGAUCAUCAGCUUUGAAGCCACUAAACAGUCAAUCAUCAGUAGGGAGUAAUUCUUCCAUGAAAAGCAGAAAACGAAAUUUUUAUGAGAUUCAAAAUGAUGCCUCGGAAGAAGAAGAUUUGAUUGUUAGCCAUAAAUUAUCCAAGACUGCAGUGUCGAGAUCGAAGCUGAAUAGUCAAGUGUCAAUGAACACAUCUGUCAUGAGCCCAGAGGAUACUCGCCCUUCAGAAAAUAGUACGCCGAUAAAGCGUCGUUAUCCAUUCACGAACAAAUCUAGAGUUGCGAGUCCCAAAAUAACAGAGGAGGUUCCCAAAAGAACAGAAGAAGACAGUGAUCUUGAUGUUUCAUUCGACGAACCUACAGUCAUCAGGAAGAAACAUAAAACUACACAAAAUACUAACACUGACGAGGAUUCUCCCUUGAAGAAAGGUUCCACGAGUUAUAGAUCACCUAUCAAACCAAUCACCAAAUCUAACAUCUCGCAGAAGAAGCAACACGACACAUCUAAAGAACUGUAUUCAGCUACAAGAUUAGAAAAACGUAAAAGUACUGAUAAACUUGUGGAGAAAUGCAAAGUCAACAGCGAGGAUCGUUCAUUCAGGAAGCAAGAUGAGCUAUGUGUUUUUUCUAAUUUUUUACAGAAGUGUGGAAUUACAUUAUCAGUUGAUGAUGUACAUGUACUUAAUGUUCCUGCAUCUGUUGCCAAAAGGAAGAUGAACAAGCUAUUAAACUCGAAGCAAUUCCAAAAAAAAGAUAUAAUUAAUACAAUAGAUAAAUAUGUUCAAAAUGAAGGGAGAUUUGAGAGGAUGUUAAAUGACAUGGAAUUGUCUGUCGAUACCAGAGGUCUCAGUGCUCUAAACAAUGUAUCUCUGGCAAGGAUAUUAUUAGAAUUUACAGAAAUUCAAACAGAUGUAUACAAUAUCUUUAUAUCUAAGCUCAAUGAAUUUGUUCUCUUGGCAGAUACUCCCGAAAAAAUACCCUGGGCCAUAUUAUUGCUACAUCAGUUUCGUUUUUUGGAUACUAUAGUCAAUGUCGAUACGUUAACUACAAAUAUAGAACAGUUGUUAGAAACGUGUCCACUAUGGUUCCAACAUGAGCUCAUCUUAUUCCUGCCAGAUAUUUUGUCAGACGUUCAGCACCAGAGUAUCGCGCAAAUUCUGAUAAAAAUGUUGGAAGAAAAUAAUGAAUUGAUAAAUGUGAUCUUAAACUGCAUCACCACCUUUAAUCUCAGUGAGGAAUGUCUGGAAGAAUACAAAAUUAAAGUUUUGCAAUUGCUAAAGACGAAUAUGAAAAUAAAAUUUGUACCGUCCGUUAUCAGAUUUCUUCUCAACGAUUCUGUAACACCUGACAUUAUCAAGCAAACGUUACUUGUACUGCGCAACAUAGAGAUGCAACCUCUUGCUGGAGACAAAGUUGAAGAGUGCUAUAAAAAUCAAGUGCAGAUAGUUAAAACGCUAAAGAUGUGUAUGUUGUUGGUUAAAGACGUAGUGCCUGUUGUGUUAGCGCUAAUAAAAGAUAUCAACAAAAAUGCAAAGCCCAUGGAUUUAAUCAUUCUACUCCUGGUGUUUUCUGGGACAACGAGACAAAAGAGCGCAGAAACUUUAUUAAAACAAAACAUCCGAUGCGGCUUUUACAGGAUAAGUUUGCUGCACACAUUUUACAAUGAGUACAAAGAGGUUGUUCAGGAGUUGCAAACAGCGAUAUUGCAAUUGGCGUCUAAAUUAUUAAAAUCUGAAGAGUGCGUGUUUGUUAAUUUUGCAAUAGAAUGGUUUCGAUUGCAGUUCGUCAGCCAAAAAGACAUGUUGUUUAAACAGCGUGAGAUUGUAGAAAAGAUUAUUCUUCUCAUGGGCAAUAACGAUCAAACUGUAAAACACGCACUGACUAUACUUUGCAAAAUGACGGAGAACACGGUUGAGAGAGAUUGCUUGAUAUCUCAUUGCAAUCACCUGAGAAUUCUGCUAGAAAAGAUAGAUUGCUUUGGACUGGAAGAAGUUGGCACUCUGGGCGAUUUAUUACAUGGAUUAUGUUUAGCUGACGAUGUGACUUCGGAAUCGCUACGUGAUGAUCUGUUCAUACUGUUGCAGAAACAGUUGUCUGUUGCUAAGCCGAUCACAAAGUGCAAAGGUGUUAUGGCAGCAGUAAUGGCGAUAAAACAUCUAGCAGGAAAGGUUGAGACUUGUGAUCAAGCUCUGGAAUUAUUUAAUAAAGUAAUGAAAAGCGUGAAGAGUUGUUCUAAAUCGCAACCUUUGUUUUAUGAUCAAUUGUCACAAGUAAUCGUGCAAACGGAACAUAUUAAUGCAAACUUUUUACAAAAAAUUACCAGCUGUAUUGAGGAUGAAUUUAUUAAUACAUAUAUGACAGAUACAUUACCAUCCAGUGAAGAUUUAGUACCUAAAUUUGGGCUAAAUAAGGGAACAGGAAACGAGUCAGAAAACUGUGUGCUAAAUUUGGGAAAUAAAAGAAGUGGUUCAAUUGCGCCAGUAUUGUUUAGACUUCUCAGAGUGUGUAAUAUGAGGCUCAGCGUGCAUGGGGAAUUACAAGCUAUAGAUGCUCUUCUGGGAUGUGAGAUACUAAUGCCAGGAAACUUUGAUAUACCGGAACCGCCAAUACUGGAUCUCAUGAUAUGCAGUAUUAAUUGGUUUAGGGAAAUAAUCACAGGCUUUGUUACACAGACGGAUCUCUUACUGCAAGAACAGAUACUAAAACGUCUAGAUACUUUGAUCGAUUUGCAAGGUGAACUAAAUGUUUUACUAACAUUAUGUGAUACUAAAUAUCAGCCACCACCAUGUUACUUCCAUUACUUCCCAUUACCACCAUUUGUAAAAAUGGAGCACAAAACUACUAAAAAAGGGAAGAAAUCUUCGAAAGGAAACAAAGCGAACAUUACAAUUACGGAGAAUGAACCAUGGGAAACGGGUUCCAUACUGUGCUCUAAAAAUCCAGCAUACUUUAGGAAGUUUGAUGCAAAGAUAGCUCAUCUUUUGGAUAUCAAAACUGGUUCACAGUCGUCAUCGUGUUGCGAAAUGCAAGGCAUAUCGAUAAAGCAAGUCUGUUUUCUCACAAGAGAGCUUUUGGCGAUAUUUGAAAAUGAACCUUCUGAGUCUUUCGUGAAAGAUUUAAUACACCUGUUGCCAAAGAUCUGCUCAAAAUUGGACGACAUCGUCAACCGAUUGAGACAAGAAAAUAAUCACGAUUUCAGAGAAGGAGCAAAACUGUUGUUACGCCUUCUGACUAAAAUUUUCGAUUGGAAAGGAUUCUUGAGUGUAACAUAUAACAUCUUGCUGCGUGAGGGAUUGCGUACCUUAGCUAGACAAGUUAAUGAGGAAAAUGCACAGCUGCGUUCUUGCAAGGAACUCGUUGCCGAGUCGUACAAAUAUUUUGAAUCGUUGUCGGAUGUUGCUACCGAGAUAUCAUUAGCUACCGCUCUCGUUAACAUGUGCCAAUCGUUAAUGAAACAUUCCGAAACCUAUACCCAACAGUACAAAGACAAACAUGCCAAAUUAGCAUACGGAUUUCUCUGUCUGGAAUGGCCCGAGGAUAAGCAUACCGGUUCUCAAUAUAAGUUAUCUAUCAAUCAGUUAUUAAAUAAUUGGAUGGAUAAUGAACCGUUACCGUUACAAGUAGUGACAUCAAUCUUGAAAUGGUUGCCAAACGAAGUCUCGGAUUUAGAAAAUGUGCAGAGCACUUUAACACAAAUACCUUCCGUGAACAGGAAUAUUUUCCAUCUGUUGUAUAAGAAAUUGUUCGAUGGUUUGAUCAAAGGCAUCAAUAUAUCAUUGUUAACGGUCAACUCAGAUCCGAAGAGGAUAAAGGUAUGGCACAGCAUUGUUUCAAAUGUACAAAAGCUCGUGCAGAUUUGCAAAACUUUAAAAACGAAAUCUCUCAUACAGCUGUUUCUGCGGUACAUGCCGCUGUUGAUAAAGCAAUUUCUAAAUGUUGGCAUGCCUAUACUUGAACAUAAUUUGAAGUAUCAAACGGACGACGUAACUAGCAUCCUGAAAAUGAUGCAAAGUGGUACGCGAUACUUACAUGCUAUAUGCUGUGAUUGCACGGAAAAGAAGAAUUUGCCGUUAACUAAAUAUGUGCCUGCCGCAAAAUCUAUACUAGAGAGAUUAAUUUACAGUGUCAAAGGAAUGUUGGUCCUUAACGACAGCGCAACAGCCUUUUGGAUGGGGAAUCUUGUCAAUAAGAAUUUAGACGGACGUGAAAUUCUUUCACAGACAUCGUCAGAAGAGACUGCAGUAGACAUGAAUGCCGUUUCUGAGGAACUCGUAAGUGCGUCAUCUGAAAUCUUGGAUUCUGAUUUAAGUGAAGAUUUAAUGGAGGAAACCGAUGAUGAAGACAAUAAUUAAUAACGUGUAGUUGACUCGGGGUAAGUUAGGGUAAAAUGAAUGCAUAUGAUUUAAUAAGAAAAAAUACUGGAUUAAACAAUUUCGCACUAAUGUUAUUAUAUAUUCUCUCUUUUCUUAUGUACAAUGUACUAUCAAUUUUUUUUUCAUACAAAAACUUGUUCGUUUCGUUACUUCUAUUGUUAAGCAAAAAUAUAAAAAUCGAACUCGGAUAAUCUUCCAAGAUAAUCUUUAUAAGAUUUAUAAUUUCUGAAAUUUAUAAAUCUAAAUAAAAUUUAUAUAUGC